GGUAGAGCUGCUUUUCUUCAUUUAGCUCAUUAUGUCGCGUAUUCCUUUCAGGAUCCGAAAUACGGAACGAUCAUUGGAAUUGAUCUUGGCACCACGUAUUCCUGUGUCGGUGUGUACAAAAAUGGACGCGUAGAAAUUAUUGCUAAUGAUCAAGGAAACCGGAUAACUCCUUCCUAUGUCGCAUUUGCUGGAGAUAGUGGAGAACGUAUGAUCGGUGAUGCUGCUAAGAAUCAACUUACAAUCAAUCCAGAGAAUACCGUUUUUGAUGCCAAACGACUCAUAGGCCGUGAUUAUGCAGAUAAAACCGUUCAAGCCGACAUCAAACUUUGGCCAUUCAAGAAUACCGUUUUUGAUGCCAAACGACUCAUAGGCCGUGAUUAUGCGGAUAAAACGGUUCAAGCCGAUAUCAAACUUUGGCCAUUCAAGAUCGUGGACAAGAACAACAAGCCUCACGUUUCCCUAAAAGUUGGUAAAGAAAACAAGCAGUUCACACCGGAAGAGAUCUCUGCUAUGGUACUCGGAAAAAUGAAAGAGAUUGCUGAGUCGUAUCUUGGAAAGGAAGUGAAACACGCCGUCGUGACGGUACCAGCUUAUUUCAAUGAUGCUCAACGGCAGGCCACCAAAGAUGCGGGAACGAUUGCUGGAUUAAACGUUGUUCGUAUCAUCAAUGAACCAACUGCUGCUGCUAUCGCAUAUGGGCUUGAUAAGAAAGAAGGCGAGCGAAACAUCCUUGUGUUCGACUUGGGAGGCGGUACCUUCGACGUUUCGAUGCUAACUAUUGACAAUGGUGUAUUUGAAGUGCUUGCUACUAAUGGAGACACUCAUCUUGGAGGAGAAGAUUUCGAUCAGCGUGUCAUGGAGUACUUCAUCAAAUUGUACAAGAAGAAAACCGGAAAAGAUCUGCGAAAGGAUAAUCGCGCAGUGCAGAAAUUACGACGUGAAGUAGAGAAAGCAAAGAGGGCUCUCUCCAGUCAACAUCAGACAAAGGUCGAGGUGGAAUCGAUAAUGGAUGGCGAAGAUUUCUCUGAGACCUUGACUCGUGCUAAGUUCGAGGAACUGAACAUGGAUCUGUUCCGUGCGACGCUGAAGCCCGUACAGAAGGUCUUGGAGGACUCUGAUCUGAAAAAGGAUCAGGUCCAUGAGAUCGUGCUUGUUGGUGGUUCAACCCGUAUACCAAAAGUGCAACAACUAAUCAAAGAGUUCUUCAAUGGCAAAGAGCCAUCUCGUGGUAUCAAUCCCGAUGAAGCUGUUGCUUACGGAGCUGCAGUUCAAGCUGGAGUGAUCAGUGGUGAAGAGAACACUGGCGACAUCGUUCUUCUCGAUGUGAACCCCUUGACCCUUGGAAUCGAAACAGUAGGAGGAGUAAUGACUAAGCUGAUCACUCGCAACACCGUCAUCCCUACGAAGAAAUCGCAAAUCUUCUCCACUGCAGCGGACAACCAACCGACCGUUACAAUUCAGGUGUUUGAAGGAGAACGUCCCAUGACAAAAGACAAUCACGAACUUGGCAAAUUUGAUCUCACAAAUAUACCACCAGCACCUCGCGGAGUUCCGCAGAUCGAGGUCACAUUCGAGAUCGAUGUCAAUGGAAUUCUCCACGUAACGGCAGAGGAUAAGGGUACUGGAAACAAGAACAAAAUUACAAUUACCAACGACCAGAAUCGUCUUAGCCCUGAAGACAUUGAACGCAUGAUCAACGAGGCUGAGAAGUUCGCUGAAGACGAUAAGAAAGUGAAGGAGCAAGUCGAGGCACGGAAUGAGUUGGAGUCCUACGCCUAUUCCCUGAAGAACCAAAUAGGAGACAAGGAAAAGCUAGGCGGAAAAUUAGACGAUGCUGACAAGAAAACACUGGAGGAAGCCGUUGACGAAACUAUCAAAUGGCUCGAAAGUAAUCGUGAUGCAACAACUGAUGAACUCAAGGAACAGAAAAAGGAAUUGGAAAGUAAAGUUGCGCCAAUAACCAGCAAGCUGUACAAGGAUGCUGGAGGUGCUGGCGCGGGAGCUGGAGGCGAUGAAUCAAAGGAUGAGCUUUGA
Messenger RNA from Haemonchus placei, 2034 nucleotides. Lineage: Eukaryota; Metazoa; Nematoda; Chromadorea; Rhabditida; Trichostrongylidae. The record is from the annotation of a GenBank genome assembly.